Molecule: messenger RNA, 2928 nt
Organism: Knipowitschia caucasica
Lineage: Eukaryota; Metazoa; Chordata; Actinopteri; Gobiiformes; Gobiidae
Source: the annotation of a GenBank genome assembly
AUGAAGCAAACACAUCAGUGUGAACACGCUGUUUUUUGUCCCGCCCUCUGCUCUGUGCUCUGCUCCUGGAGCCCGGUCUCUGCAGCUCUUUCCUGGGCUUGGUCGAACGGAGUGUACGGACUGCAGUGCCCCUGGGUGGACCGAGCCAAACUUACGUUCACCGCUGUGGCUGCAACAUCACCAACAGGCGACAUAACAAGUGAAGCAGUCGACGGUCCUUCAGCCUCCGACGGUCCAGCGCCCCGCAGUGUGGAGCGUGGCUUUCAAAGGAAAAGAGGAGGAGCCUGCACUCGGCAUCAUCUGACGGAAGUGAGGCAGACAUCGCGGGAAAUCUUCGACUUGCUAACGGUUGAUGACAUCUAUGUCCAUGAAUCCUUCAACCUGAAGGGAGCGAUGGAAGUUGUUGUGACUGAGGAGAAAAAGAAAAUUUUCCGUGCCAGAAAAACUAUGAAGCUCAGUGAUCGUCAGCAACUUGAGACUCUGCAUAGCACUUUAAUGACAUCGUCUUCAAGUUCAUCCAACUCUCCUCCACUGCUCAUGAACGGUACUCACAAAGAGGAGGAACUAAAGCUGGAAGAGAAUCAACCAGAUGGAUUAGAAUCACUCCCUCCAAAUGCUACAAGUCCUUCGUCUCCAGCUCCGGGACUCUGCCUAAAUCUGUCGCCCUCCCCUGGCGCUUCAACAAGUCCAAAGGCACAGGAAGAUCAGCCUACGUCCCCGGGAUCACCAUUUCAUUCUUUAAACUCUGAACUAAAAAAGCUGGAGACAAAUGAUUCGGGCCCUUCAUUGCCAACUUUAAACUUGGACAUAGCAUCUGAAAACAAAUCUGAGCAACCACAGGAAGUCCACAAAGAGCUAGUCGCUGGAAAUGAAGCGGGACAAAAGGAGGUUGCAGAGGAUCAAGUAGCAUCUAAUUCCGUUCAGGAUUCUGAGUCCUUGCCUCUGCAGGUUGAUGAAAAAACGGAAAUUAAAAAUGAAAUAGACGUGAUGAAACAAACCCGCCCAUCUUCUACACCACCGUCAAAUACAGUUAAAGAGGAGAAAGUGUCAACAGGACUAAAACGGACACUUUCAGAAGGAUUUGAACCCAAGGGACCCUGUAUAAGCAGAGACUUCAAAAGGCCAAAGAUGGAUAGUGAAGAGUUUGAAGCAGAGCUUGAGCUCAAAAUCACUGCAAAAGCUGGGAAACACCAUAAACUUGAACAGAUUGUUCAAAAGAUUGUUGAGGAAAAACUGAGAGUGUUGGAGAUGUCCAUUUUUGAUCGAAAUCUUAAAGAUUUAAAGAACAGGGUUGACCAUAUCGACUGUACCACUAAACAUCACACAGCUAUUAAUACACUACAGGCCAAAUUAGCACGGCUGGCAAAAAAAUCUGGAGAGGCGAAUCAGGCUUCUGAAAAUAAAAGGAAACAGGAGGCACUUGCUGCUGCCGCUGCUGCCGCUGCUGUUGCCUCUGCUGCUGCGACUGCGAACACUACCCAGACUACAGUUCCUGUCACAAAGACGCUUUCCAGCAGUCCUCAGAUUCAAAGGUCUGUUCGUAAUCCAGUGGAGAUAAAACAGAUCCCAAAAAUUACGGUUCCACAAUCAACCAGCAUUCCUGCGCCAGCCACAACAACUGCUGCAAUCUCAACCCCAGUUCCCACAACCGCAACUUUGGUGUCUCAGUCCUCUAUUCUCCAACUGAUUGCCUCCACCUCUAAUGCAGUCUCUAACUUGCCAGCCAACAGCACAACGAGCACCACGAGCACGCUAGUGUUGAAGAACGGCAUGAUGGCGACGGGCCAGCCACUGCUCAUCCAGCUGCCUCUGUCCAUGGCGAAUGGUCAAGCAGGAACUCUUGUGAACAUUCCUGUGUCCUCUUUGAAUGCGGUCACGUCUUUAAACAAGUCAAAGACCACUGCACCCACUACAACUUUUAUUCUGAAAUCCGCUCCUUCAGCCGCCUCUGUGGCCUCCGCUUUAACUGGUGCUUCACUGCCCACUCUCCAAGCUCCCGUGUCUCAGGUGCCCACUUCCCAAAUCUCUCUUGCCCGAGCAGUGUACCAAGGCGGUGCUGGGGGAAUAACCACACCCCACUCAGGGGUAUCUGUGGCUUCAAUAAGGGCCCCGACACAGGUUGUCUCUGUCGCUGGAGCCAUGGCCUCAACUUCAUCACCUGUGACAUCUGUGCCAGCUGCUACUGGAUGUACUGCUCCUGGGCCGCCUCAAGGAACUUCACUAACCACCAAGACAGACAACCUAGCCCCUGGACCCUCUCCAUCCAAAGUGGCACCUUCUACAGCUCGACCAAAAGGCUCCGUCAUCGACCUUACUGAAGAAGAUGAUGAUGUUUUGGUCACAGGAGUAAAAAACGCCACAGUUCCAACACCCAAUGCUGUACGCCCCCAAAUAAGUACAGCCAGAUCAUCCCCCCAGACCAACCAAACAGCUACCAACAAUCCUCAACUUCCAACCCAUCAUCGCCCUCUACUGGACCCAAAAUCCAGAAAUUCCACUUCUACUCCUACUCGAGGCAACAGUGUUGCACUCCCUCCACUUCCGUCUGCCCCUGCACCAUCAUGCUUACCUCCAGAAGCAGAAAAGACCUCAGUCCCUCAACAACCUCAGCUAAAGCUCGUGCCAAGUCAGACUGGCAUUGUCCUUUCAUGGUGUGUAGCAGAAACUGAUUUGACCUGUGCAGCUGUGGACAGCUACCACCUUUAUGCCUUCCAUCAGGACAACUCUAAUAACAACCCGUCUCAACAGCACUGGAAAAAGAUUGGGGAGGUCAAGGCCCUUCCGCUGCCAAUGGCCUGCACCCUCACGCAGUUUCAAACUGGCUCAACUUAUCACUUUGCUGUCAGAGCGAAAGACGUAUAUGGGCGAUUUGGUGCUUUCUGUGAACCACAGUGCACUAAUGUUAUCAAUUCAAGCUCUAGUAGUUGA